ACCACUGGACCACCGGGCCUCAUAAAUCAUUUUCGUACAAAUUAAUCAAAUUAAUGGAAAUUGGAUCAUUUAUCCCUGCUGAUGUCUACACCAUGCGGGUCUGCCACAUCACACUUGUACAGACUUGGCAUGUGGAUAAUUUAUAUCCCCAACGGUGUGUGCAGCAGAAACAAGUUUCCCGCAGGAAGCUCACUGAUAUUAAUGACCUGAUUGAAAUUCAUUCACAUUUUAUUUCAUCUCUGCAUAGUUUCAGAAUGGUAGUGUACAGGGUGUGGUUGAUAUUCCAGAGUCUGCCAGUUGCUCAGUAUCUCCUGGCAACCCUAUCAACAUCCCUCUCAAGUUAAUCAUCAGACACAGUUAUUGAUCAUCCAUAACUGCCAUUGGCCAGGCCUGGAAUCAGACCAGAUAAGACAUUGACAUCAUAGGAGUGCUGAAACUGGAAAUGUCAGGAUGUUUGUGCAUUCCCAGCCGUGAACAGUAAGCGGGACGACAGGCAGACAGGACAACACGGACUUCGCUUCAAGUGGAUGUUCAAAUGCAGGGACAAGAGUGAUUAAACUGUGCCCGAAGACCAUUUUGUGGCUGAAACAGCAAAAGUCAUGCGUCUUGUCGCAGCCCUGAUCGCUUUUCUGACAUGCACGGUGCUGUCACAGGCUGAGCAUCGAGCCGGCUACUGUGCUUUCUAUGAAGAAUGUGGCAGAAACCCUUCACUAGAAGGCGCCCUCAUCCCUCCCAUUGUCCCGUGCCGAAAUUAUAGCCGAGCCCGGGAACUGACAGGAGAACACUACCGUAAACUCAAAGAGGUGUGUCCCAUGCUGGACAAGGGACUUGGCAGCACCUUUGCCUGUUGCUCCAUUAAGCAGCUGACAUCCUUGGAAAUGAGUUUGACUUUGUCGAAGGCCCUGCUGGUGCGCUGCCCUUCUUGUGCCGAAAACUUUGCCCACCUGCACUGCAUCAACACCUGCAGCCCAAACCAGAGCCAGACAGUCAAAGUCACAAAGGUCAUGAAUGUUACCCACCUGGGAAAGACCAGAGAGGUCGUGGUGGAGUACCAGGCAUAUCUCGCCACCAGCUUUGCAGACGGCGCCUUUCAGUCGUGUCAAAAUGUCCGGAUCCCCGCCACGGGAGGUUUUGCCAUCGCCACCAUGUGCGGCCGCUACGGUGCCAAGCUGUGCACCCCCCAGCGCUGGUACGACUUCCAGGGAGAUACGAGCAACGGUCUGGCUCCACUGGACAUUGAUUUCAGACUCAUAAAACCCGGAGAAGUAGAGGGAGUACCUGAGGGGGUGAUUCCCUACAAGGGGCGAGCUUUGAAGUGCAAUGAGACCACGCCUUCCGGCGGUCAGGUGUGCUCGUGUCAGGACUGCAAAGAAUCAUGCCCUGUCCUUCCACCUCCCCCGCUGCCACCAGGACCCUUCAGACUUUUGGGCACAGAUGGCUUCCUUGUCAUUUCUAUCAUCUUAUUCUGUCUCCUGAUCUUUUCCUUCCUCUUCUUCCUCUUGGUCUCUUGUUUGGUCAAGUCGCAGAAGAAGCAGGAUCAAGAGAAAAAGAAGAAGAAAGGCAAAGAUCAGAACUGUAACGAUGUCAGUCAGCGGGUCAUUCAUCCAGCAGAGGUGUCGUGCGCCGACAGGAACAGCAUGGCUGCUCAGGCCUUCCUUAGCUCCGUGUUUCAGAAAUGGGGAACAUUCAUGGCUACCUAUCCCCUCAUGGUGCUGCUGGUGUCGGCUGUGGUUGUCCUGGGGUUCGGCACCGGCCUCAUGUUCAUUGAGCUCACCACUGACCCAGUGGAGCUCUGGUCAGCUCCUAACAGCCGAGCUCGUCAGGAGAAGGAUUUUCAUGACAAACACUUUGGCCCUUUCUUCAGGACCAACCAGCUGAUUUUGACAGCACCAGGCAGGAAAGGUCACAUUUAUGACUCUUUGCUCUUUGGAACGCAGAACUUUAGCGGCCUUGUUUCCAAAGACCUCGUCAUUGAGAUGCUGCUUCUCCAGAAAAAAAUACAGAACAUUGAGUUCUGGUCAGAGGACCUAAAUCGCACAGCAAGUCUGAAGGAUGUGUGCUUUGCGCCCCUGAAUCCCAACAACUCCGCCCUGACCGACUGUGCGGUCAACAGUCUGCCGCAAUACUUCCAAAACAGCCUGGACAACAUCAAUGCCAAGGUGAACAUGACUGAAUUGGGGGUGACCAAAGAGGUGGAUUGGCGAGAUCACCUCAUCUACUGCCUCAAUUCGCCUCUGUCGUUCAAAGACAUCACUGAUUUAGGACUGAGCUGCAUGGCUGACUAUGGCGCUCCGGUCUUUCCCUUCCUGGCUGUCGGCGGCUACCGGGGUGACGAGUACACCAAUGCGGAGGCUUUCAUUUUGACCUUCUCCCUCAACAACUAUCCACGAACCAACGUCAAGUACAACGUGGCCUUGCAAUGGGAGAAAGAGUUUCUGAAAAUUGUCCAAGACUACCAGAGCAACCCCACCACCAACUUUACGUUUGCAUACAUGGCAGAGAGGUCACUGGAGGAUGAGAUCAAUCGGACUACAGCAGAGGACAUUCCCAUCUUCAUGAUCAGUUAUGCUGUAAUCUUUGUUUACAUCGCUGUCGCUCUGGGGGAGUAUUCUUCUUGGAGACGCAUACUGGUGGACUCAAAGUUUCUAGUGGGUCUCGGUGGGAUUUUGGUGGUUGCAUGCUCGGUGCUGGCAUCCAUGGGCUUCUACUCUUGGAUCGGCAUUCCCUCCUCGUUGGUCAUCCUGCAAGUGGUACCGUUCCUUGUGCUUGCUGUUGGAGCUGACAACAUCUUCAUUUUUGUUCUGGAGUACCAGCGAGAUGUGCGGAAGCCCGGAGAGGAAAGAGAGCAGCAGAUUGGCCGCGUGCUUGGAAACGUUGCUCCCAGCAUGCUCCUGUGCAGUCUCUCUGAGUCAGUCUGCUUCUUUUUAGGGGCCCUGUCGACCAUGCCCGCAGUGAAGACCUUCGCUUUGUACGCCGCUUUGGCUGUGCUUAUGGACUUUGUUCUCCAGAUGACAGCGUUUGUGGCACUGCUGUCGCUGGAUGCCCGCCGCCAAGACAACAACCGCUGUGAGCUGCUCUGCUGCGUCACCGUAGCCACCCAGAAAUCCAACCAGCCCAAUGAGGGCUUCCUGUUGCCCCUCAUGAGGAAGUACUACGCCCCCGUACUGCUGAACCGUUACAUGAGAUUCAUCGUGAUGUUGGUGUUCCUCUUCAUGUUCAGUGCUUCUCUGUACCUGAUGUUCAACGUAACAGUGGGUCUGGAUCAGGAGCUGGCUAUGCCCAAGGGCUCAUAUAUGCUUGAUUAUUUCCAGUAUUUAUACAAAUAUUUGGAAGUCGGAGUCCCGGUUUAUUUUGUAACAAAACGAGGCUUCAAUUUUACCACAGAAGAGGGCAUGAACGCCGUGUGUUCCAGUGUGGGCUGCGACCAGUUUUCAAUGAUCCAGAAGAUUCAAUAUGCCGCCAAUCACCCCGAACAGUCAUACAUUGGCAUCUCUGCCAACUCGUGGGUAGAUGAUUUCAUCGACUGGUUGAACCCGGGAUCCAGAUGUUGUCGACUUUAUAGCUUUGGUCCAAAUGCUGGAAACUUCUGUCCUGCAGACAAAUCUUCUUUCCUCUGUGGACGAAAGUGUAUGGCGAAGCCUUCAAAUGGCGUCCUGCGGCCCACCGAGGAACAGUUCAAUCGCUUUCUUCCUAACUUCUUGGGUAAUAGGCCUGACCUGCAGUGCCCCAAAGGAGGACUGGGAGCCUAUGAUACGGCUGUGGUGAAAGACGACAGCGGAGAAAUUAUUGGUGAGACAUUUCAAAAAUCAGAUAGCAGUCCACAACGUUUUCCCAAAGAGAUUCACCGCACACGUGACGCGGCUUUUCUCCCUAUGCGCGCAGCCUCUCGCUUCAUGGCUUACCACACACCUCUGACCAACUCUCAGGAGUUCACUGCGGCACUACUGAGGGCCAGAGAGCUGGCCUAUGACAUCACUCAGGGCAUGCUCAAGAUAAAUGGAACCUCUCCAGACUUUGAAGUCUUCCCUUACACGGUGACCAACGUUUUCUACGAGCAGUACCUGACGAUCGUACCAGAGGGCCUCUUCAACAUCUCACUGUGUCUGCUGCCAACAUUUGUUGUGUGCUGUCUGCUUCUGGGCCUGGACCUGCGCUCCGGUCUACUCAACCUCAUCACCAUCAUUAUGAUCACUGUGGACACUGUUGGGUUCAUGACACUCUGGGGAAUCCAUUACAAUGCCGUGGCCCUCAUUAACCUGGUUACAGCAGUGGGCAUUUCUGUGGAAUUUGUGUCCCACAUGACGAGAUCGUUUGCUCUCAGCAUAAAGCCCACACAUGUGGAGCGAGCCAAAGAGGCCACCGCCAACAUGGGCAGUGCAGUGUUCGCUGGUGUUGCGAUGACCAACCUGCCCGGCAUCCUUGUUUUGGCCUUUGCCAAAGCGCAGCUUAUCCAGAUCUUCUUCUUCCGCCUCAAUCUGGUCAUCACACUUCUGGGGAUGGCUCAUGGACUCAUCUUCCUCCCUGUGGUGCUUAGUUACUUUGGGCCCGGUGUGAAUAAAGCCAUGCUGGUGCAGAUGCAGCAAGCAGAGGCAAAGACCCGCCAGGAAUUGGAGCUGACAAACAACAUGAGACAAUUCUAUGAUAACAUGAGCUAUGAAGACGAUGAGGCAAAGGAGGAGCCACACGCCAAUGCUACAAAGGCUACUGUGUACGCCGAAGGCCCACCACCGAGUGUGAAACACAAACAGGAAGUGAAAAUUGACCAUUUUUGAGCUCCAAGAAUGAAACGGACUAUUAUCAAGCUCUGAUGAGUAAAUAAAUACCUCGAUAAUAAACACAACUGGAAAAGGACAAGUAAUAGCAAAAAGAGGAAGUGGGAGGGUGUAUUUCACUCCAUAGGAAAUCAUUAACCUGACUACCGGUACAUACCUCCAUUAUAAGUGAACAAGAAGGCCUGAACACAAUUACUCACAGUUGGAAUUGGACUACCUUCACACUAAUAUGACUAUUGUGAAGAGAUUUAGCACAUAUCUCCUCACUCGCACUACAGUGUUGUUCUGUCACUUUUUAAUGUACGCCAGGACAAGAAGUGGACAGAUGUUCUUGAAUUUUGCACUUUGUGGAAUGUAAUUAUUUUGUGUACUGUAUGUAGUGAUACUUAUUAGCACUGUUUGGAAUUAAUGAACACACUCCCAACAUUUUCUCAAAAUGCAGUUCAAAAACACAAGUUGGACUCUGCACUUUCGUGACUAUGCUGCAGGAGCUUUCUGAUGCAUUGUCAGACUUGAUUGUAUUUGUUUUGUGAGGCAGAAAAUAAAUAUACAGGGUGCUCAUGCAGUCUGGCUACCAGAUGACCCCCCCCACAUACUUCUUAAAACUAAACAAUUUGACUCAAUUGUAAUGUUGAU
Molecule: messenger RNA, 5408 nt
Organism: Hippocampus comes (tiger tail seahorse)
Lineage: Eukaryota; Metazoa; Chordata; Actinopteri; Syngnathiformes; Syngnathidae
Gene: npc1l1
Product: NPC1-like 1
Exons: 20
Coding region: 600-4772 (1390 amino acids)
Biological process (GO): cholesterol homeostasis; intestinal cholesterol absorption; sterol transport
Cellular component (GO): plasma membrane
Molecular function (GO): lipid carrier activity; cholesterol binding
Source: RefSeq, a predicted model, not a curated record